Messenger RNA from Motacilla alba alba, 1963 nucleotides. It is a transcript of the gene CACFD1, whose product is annotated as calcium channel flower domain containing 1. The transcript is spliced from 5 exons. Gene Ontology annotation, cellular component: membrane. The coding region runs from base 230 to 754 and encodes 174 amino acids. Gene Ontology annotation, biological process: vesicle-mediated transport. Lineage: Eukaryota; Metazoa; Chordata; Aves; Passeriformes; Motacillidae. The record is from RefSeq and is a predicted model, not a curated record.
CCACAAUGCAGCUCGAGACAGCCGUGGAGCAGCUCCAGGCCCGCUGGCAUCACCGCUCUGCAGCCAGCCACCCUCCAUUGUCAGCCCUGGGGGGCCAGCCCUGCAUGGGGACACGGGCACGGGCCCAGGCCUGGCUUUAGGGGCUGUGCCCUGGGCUGGCUGCAGGAGGGGGUGACACGUGGGGGCUCAGGCGGGGAGCAGGGCGCUGAGCCCCCGGCAGCCAGGGGAGAUGAGCUCGCAGGAUGAGCAGUUCCCAGCAGCAGCAGCAGCUCCCGAGGCAGCAGCGGCCGAUGAGGGCAUGACCUGGUGGUACAGGUGGCUCUGCAGGAUUGCCGGGGUCAUCGGGGGCAUGUCCUGUGCCUUUGCUGGUCUCUGGAACUGUGUCACCAUCAACCCCCUGAACAUUGCAGCCGGCGUGUGGAUGAUGCUCAACGCCUUCGUCCUGUUCCUGUGCGAGGCCCCGUUCUGCUGCCAGUUCAUCGAGUUCGCCAACGCCGUGGCCGCCAGGGCCGACAGGCUGCGGGCCUGGCAGAAAGCAGCCUUCUACUGCGGGAUGGCCGUGUUCCCCGUCGUGCUCAGCCUGACGCUGACCACGCUCCUGGGCAACGCCAUCGCCUUCGCCACCGGCGUGCUCUACGGCCUGUCGGCCCUCGGAAAGAAGGGAGAUGCCAUCUCCUACGCCCGCAUCCACCAGCAGCAGAAGCAGAUGGAUGAAGAGAAGCUCACGGGGAGCCUGGAGGGACAAUCUCUCUGAAGGACACGAGUUCUGGGUAGCAUCUCCUGGACAAUGAGAUGGUGAAGAUGUGGAAAUCCACUCUGCCCUUCCCUCUGUCCACUCCCUGCUACACCACAAUUUCCCUGGACACUGCAGCAACUGGAAAUCUCAGGGGCUGGGGCAGGCUGCAUCCUCUCCUCACACCAGCAGCCAGACCUCAGCAUGUCUCUCCUUCUCUCCUCAGCCCUCAACCCAAACAGUGUCCCUAUUUUUAAUAUUUUCUUUUCUUUUUGCUGCAGAGGUGCUGGCUCUCUGAGUGCUGCUUUCCCAGCCUUCUUGUUUUUUUGACUGCCCUCUGGAUGGGUGAGGAGGACAGAGUUCCUGCCAGUGCAGGUUCCAUGUGUUUAGGAACACUCCCUGGGAUGGCCCUUCCCAGGUACAACCCCUAAAACCCCCUGAUGCUUAACUUUGGUCUUCUUCCACUGUUUUAAUUAUGGGACCAAGCACUGGAGGCAUCGCUGCACGGGAAAGGAUUUCCAGCAAAAGCCCAUCUAAAGAUAAAAUCCAUCUCUUCAGAGGAGCUGCCAGAGCUGCUGGGUCAGAUCCUGGGACCUCCAAAGCACAGUCUCUGCUUCCUCUGGAUACAGCUACAGGCAGAGACUGCCAUUUACUUGAAUUAUGAGAAUUAAUUACUUUGUCUUAAUAAGGGCACUUUUCUUAAGCUUCACUCUUUUACUGGGGCAGAAGGGAAACAAUAUUUGCUGUACCUCAGCUGAAAAGGAUGUUGUUUCUUGAGCCAAGUGGGAAUUUUUGCUGGUGUGAGGGUCACUGAUGUGCAGGAGCAUUGAGCAUUCCUGCCUCGUGAGCCUGGGACUCUGCAUCCCUCUGUGAAGGAACCUGCUCUGCUUGCCUGCCACAGCCUUUGUUUUUGGGAUUGUGGUUUUUUGCAUCAAUCCUGAGCUGCUUUUGUGUGGGAAGGUGGCACAUCUUCCCUGUGCAAACAGAGAGGAGGCUGCACCAUUUCAGUGUGGACAGCUGGGAUGUUUUACUUUGCUGUUCCAGGCUCUUUCUGUGAUUUUCACAUUGUAUUUUCUGUUUGCUUUGUACCAUGCAGUACAAAACUGCUCCCUAAGUCCAGAUCCCCCUCUUCUCAUCCCACUUUGUCCUGGGGAUUUUAAUUUAUUUGAUUUUUAUAUGGUUGCUUUUUGUUUUGAUUAGGAAAAAGGGGAAUAAUUUAUUUCUAGUUUA